Penicillium salamii is the source of this 1227-nucleotide messenger RNA. The record is from the annotation of a GenBank genome assembly. NCBI's taxonomy places the organism in Eukaryota, Fungi, Ascomycota, Eurotiomycetes, Eurotiales, Aspergillaceae.
AUGGCCGCAGCUCUCACAUUAGGGUUGCGAGGACACCAUGUCACUGUCCUUGAAGCGGCACCAAAGCUCAUGGAGGUUGGGGCUGGUAUCCAAGUCUCCCCGAAUAUGUUACGUCUGUUUGAUCGAUGGGGUGUUUCUGAUCUGAUUCACGCACAAGACGUAGCGUUGGAACAUAUUCACGUCCGCAGAUGGGACAAUGGCAAGCUUCUCGGCACAGUGCCAGUGAACAAAACCUUCGGUCAACAAGUAGUCAUUCACCGCGCAGACUUACACAACGCAAUCAUUGACCGGGCAAUUGCCCUGCCCAAUGUCGAGUUGCGAGAAAACUCGCCCGUGAAAGAUGUCACCUUCAGCCCCGCAAGCGUGACACUUGCCAAUGGCGAUAUCGUCCGCGGAGACGUUGUGAUCGGUGCUGACGGCAUCAAAUCCACGAUCCGGAGCCAUCUGCUCGAGGAUUCGACUAUUAAAGCUGUCGCUACUGGUGACGCAGCAUACCGUAUCAUGCUCCCUCGCGAAGUUAUGGAAAAAGACCCCGAAUUAAAAGCCCUCAUCGACGAGCCGCAGGCGACUCGUUGGCUUGGUCCCUCGCGCCAUAUUAUCGCGUACCCGGUACGCAAGCAUGAACUGUACAACGUGGUGUUGCUUCAUCCUGAUAGCCAUGGCGUCGAGGAGUCAUGGACAACCAAGGGUUCGAAACAAGAAGUUGUCGACAAUUAUGAUGGGUGGGACAGCAAAGUACGAAAGUUGAUUGAUCUGGUCGAUGACAACGAGGUUUUGGAAUGGAAACUCUGCCUGCACCAUCCACUGCGGACCUGGAUCCGGGGAUCAGUGGCUCUGAUCGGCGAUGCGUGCCAUCCCAUGCUACCAUACGUUGCCCAAGGUGCCGCACAGGCCGUCGAGGAUGCCGCCGCGCUUGGUGUCGUGUUAUCGGCAAUUUCUUCUCGCGAGGAAAUCCCACUCGCAUUGAACGCGUAUGAAAAGUCCCGAAAGGAACGUGCUGAGACCGUACAGCAAUCUGGAUCCGAGAAUCGUAUCACGUUACACUUGCCAGAUGGACCUGAACAAAUUGCUCGUGAUGCGCAGUUCCAGGCCUCGGCCAGUGGUAAUAACCCGGAUAAAUGGUCUGACCAAAGAACACAGGAGUUCCUUUGGGGCUGGGACGCAGAGAAGGCUGCUUUGAACACCUGGAAUGAAGAAAGCCAUCUCAAAGUCAACGCAAACUUAUGA